CUCAAAACUGUGUCAAGCAGAAUUGGAAAUCCAAAGUUUGCGGUCUCGUCUUAUUAAUCUUAACGAAGUGUGUUUUGAGAAUUCCGUCUCCCAGAUUGAAAGUUUAACUGAAGUAGAUGAAACAGUUGGGCUGAACAAUAUUCGUAAAACCCCAUUGCAAAAUGACGAAAUCAAAAAUAAUAUGGAAUAUCAAUAUUUGAACAUAAUUAUUGAAAGUAAGGACAAACUGAUUGAGGAACUACAGGAUAAGAUAAAAAUACUUAAGAAUUAUAAUAAUGUCUUAGAAAAAAUCGGAGAAAAUCAAGGAAAUUUUUCUGGUGAAAAUUCACCUAGUAUGGUGCCAUCUACGAGAUCUCCUACCGACUCUCAUAAAUCUGUGCAGAAGUCAUUGUUACCGUCUCUUGUGUGUGGAAAUGUAAAAAAUUCAGAUGUAUCUGUGCAUUCAGCCAAACAGGUGAAUCAAGAAAUGAACAAGGAUAGCAGCGAAAUUUCCGUCUCUUUAUCUGAAGAUAGAAUAAAAACUAAAAAUAUGAAGUUUGGUAGUUCAAAUGAAUCAACGUCAACAAAUAAACAAGGAAAUACUGCCGUCAAACUUAGACAGAUAUCAAAGAAUGUCGUGAAUCAACAAAUACAAACAAACAAACCUGUUGUCAAUUCGAAGACAUCAAAGAAUAAAAAUAAUAAAUGGUCCAUUAUGGGAAAGGCAACAGAUAGCAAUAUAAAGGCUAUUCCUAAAAAAGUAUCUCUUUUUGUUUCAAGGAUCAACACACAAACAACAUCAUCGGAUUUCAUAAGCAUGGUGAAGCAGAAUUUUGAGGAGGCUGAAAACCACACGAAAGGAACAAACAUGACCAACAAUAAAACUAAAGAUGAUACACACACCUUCCAAGUGUUACAUUUGAAUAUUCAGGGACUGAGUCCCCAUAAGGUAAAUGAAUGGGACCUGUUUCUCAUGGAAAAUAAUAUGUGUGAUGCGAUCUGUGUGACAGAGCACUGGCUGCCAUUGGGGGUUGCAGACACAUACUGCUCAAGUGGUUGGCACGUAGCUUCCAAUUUCUCAAGAACAAGAAAUAAACGUGGAGGUACGAUGAUUUUAAGUAGAAACCAUGAAUACGAAGUCCUAGGAAAAAUAGUGGAGUUAUCAGUAGAAGUUGAUUGUGAAGUAGCUGCUAUAAAGAAACAGGGGUUAACCCUGAUAUCAGUUUAUCGUUCACCUGUGAUUUUAAUGUGUGUUUUAAUAUAAAUAGCAAUAAUGUACUGGACAGGAACGCAGAAGUACUGUUGGAGGUCUUUCAAUCGUACGGUUUGAAGCAAACAAUAUAUGAGCCAACGAGGAACAAUAACUGCAUUGAUAA
Molecule: messenger RNA, 1355 nt
Organism: Harmonia axyridis
Lineage: Eukaryota; Metazoa; Arthropoda; Insecta; Coleoptera; Coccinellidae
Exons: 3
Coding region: 182-1243 (353 amino acids)
Source: RefSeq, a predicted model, not a curated record